Messenger RNA from Argentina anserina (silverweed cinquefoil), 1154 nucleotides. RefSeq lists its product as uncharacterized. Lineage: Eukaryota; Viridiplantae; Streptophyta; Magnoliopsida; Rosales; Rosaceae. The record is from RefSeq and is a predicted model, not a curated record. The transcript is spliced from 2 exons. The coding region runs from base 441 to 1154 and encodes 237 amino acids.
UUAUCAGAUAUUUCCAGUGAUCUUAGUUUCCUGUCAUCGUUAAAGUUCUUGAAUCUACGCGGGAACCCUAUUCUGAGCUUACCAGAAAACAUGAAGAGUCUCACUACACUUGAGGAUCUUAAUGUACAGGACUGCACCAAACUUGAAACUCUGCCAGAGCUGCCACUAGGUUUAUGGUCUUUGGUUGCAAUAAAUUGUUCAGCCUUGAAACAUGCAGCAGAAUUACCAUAUAUGCGCCGGUUAUUGAGACCGUUAUUUUGGGGUUGCAAUGAAUUGGGUGGAGUUCAAAGACUAUUCAACAUACAACCUUUGAGAAGUGUUGACAUAGAAAUGAUAAAAGGAUACGGCCCUGUAUAUUCUCGAAUCAAUUGGAUAUACUCAGAUUGAAAUGAGUAAUUGCUUGGCACAAACAACUAGGAGAGGUCCCAUCCAGGGGCUGUAUGAAUGUGGGAUAUUUAGCAUUUUUCUUCAUGGCAAGCACAAUCCCAGACUGGUAUAGCUACAAGAGCAUGGGAAAGCUGUUGAUGUCUAUUGUUGUACCUUCCAAGCUUGAGCUUAAGAUUCGAGGCUUAAACUUAUGUGUUGUAUAUACAAAACACCCAGAUAGGGAGUUGAUGAGCAUGCUUAAUUCAAUCAAUUUGAAAGUCAGUAAUGAGACCAAGGGUCUUAUGUGGGCCUAUCGACCGGUGGCUAUUGGUUCUCCGAUACAGGAUGUGGACAUUUUAUGGCUAAGCCAUUGGCCAUUUGGGACAGAUGAUCUGGAGGGUGGGGAAGAGUUGCGAGUUUCUGUGGAUCAGGGGUAUGAAAUCUUCAUAAAGGAGUUCGGUGUCCACCUCGUGUAUGAGCAGCACAAUUCAUGCCAUACUUGUGAGGGUGUCCAGUCAAAGAGGAAAGUUGUUACAGGCCACCAGGAAGAAGUAUCUUACUGGAGUCAGGAUGGUGUUGUUGGAGACGAGUCAGUGUCAGCAUCAAAGUAUCAAAUGUGGAGAGGCAAGUACUUUUUGUGUAAUCUUAGGUUCGAUGCCUAUGAACAACAGUUCAGAAGGAGCCAGAGGAAUCCAGCUCUUCUUGAUUUUUCAUAUGUGCCAGAUGGUCCGUAUAAUUGUUUAUGCGAGCACCGAGCUAUUCCUGAAGAAGCUUGUGGGGAAAGUUAA